This is a messenger RNA of Lycium ferocissimum, 1146 nucleotides long. RefSeq lists its product as uncharacterized. The coding region runs from base 1 to 1146 and encodes 381 amino acids. The transcript is spliced from 2 exons. Lineage: Eukaryota; Viridiplantae; Streptophyta; Magnoliopsida; Solanales; Solanaceae. The record is from RefSeq and is a predicted model, not a curated record.
AUGAUAUCAAGUGGGAAAUGGGUUGGAAAUCAAGGUGUUUGGAAUCCCAAGAAAGAUAACAGGGUGGAUCUUACUAGGCAAACCAGUGAUACAUUGAAGGGACAAGGCAAGAAUCAGAAGAUUGGCGAGGGUAACAAAACAGAGGUCACUGAUAGCAAUUUAGUACAGACUAAAAAUCAAUUUGAGGCCCUUACCGAGGAUGCAGAUCCUGAGGAUAUCAAUAUGAUCUCUGAAGGUCAUUCUGAGACACUUCAAGGAGAGGAAAACAUGAAGGGUAGCAAGAUUAAUCAACCUGGUAAGUAUGGUAAGGAACAACUGCAAGGUAAUUCUAAUAAAGAAGAAGAUAUUGGUACCACAAAUGUCAUCCCAACAAUGGUGGACACUGCUUUAGAUGAUAAGGCACAGCAGAAUAGUAGUCAUAACAAAGAAGAAGCGAUCAUUAACACUAAUGUUCAUUCCAAGAAGCAAGUGGAUGGCAGCACAAAAAUAGAGGAAACUGGUGACAAUUCUGAUAAUAUGCAUGGGGUACAAUGUUCAACCAUUCCAUCUAAAAGUGACAAGGGGGAGGAUAAUAAUAACAACAGGACAAUUUUCAAUAUAAGUGACCAACAAAGUUCUAAAGAAUGGGGGGAAGAUCCUAAGGAAAUGACUAAAGAUGCACAAGGGAAAUGGGAAGACAGAAUUGUGGAAGUUGAGGAAACUGAUGAAGGUGAGACUCAAGAUUCUCUGCCCGUAAAUUCAUUUGAUACUACUAGAACUCACAAUGGGGGAAAUGAGAGGGAAUCUUUGUUAUCUGAUGGUAACAAAACUCAAGAAACAACAGACAUACAAGAAAAGAAAAUUGAUGAUGAGAAAGGAGAGCCACCUGAUAAGUCUUCUAAUGAUCUGGGUGGUGGAAUGAUGAAACUUACUGAGAAUAACCUGGUAGUAAAUUGUAGUAAUACUUUAAAGGUUUGUCCACAGAUUGAGCACUCCAACACAAAGGAAGACCCAAGGGACAAAUUAUCUGCAGAGAAAAGUAAUGGGAAGUCAGCAGUCAAAGAGAAAACAUCUCCAAUUACCAAGUUGCGUGAGAUAGUAUCACAUAAAAUGACAAAUAAAGAGAUAGAGAAGGCAGAAGAUAAUAGCUCAAAGACAAUUGGAUAA